Molecule: messenger RNA, 951 nt
Organism: Talaromyces stipitatus ATCC 10500
Lineage: Eukaryota; Fungi; Ascomycota; Eurotiomycetes; Eurotiales; Trichocomaceae
Product: heat shock protein, putative
Exons: 4
Coding region: 1-951 (316 amino acids)
Biological process (GO): mitochondrial respiratory chain complex II assembly; response to hydrogen peroxide; response to salt stress
Source: RefSeq, a predicted model, not a curated record
AUGCGACGAUUGUCCGGCUUACAGCGAGAAGUCCUUUCGCUGUACCGAAAGUGUCUAAGAGAAGUCCGGAAGAAACCACAGAACACUAGAGACAACUUUCGAGCUUUCGCACAGGCUGAGUUCCGUAAGCAACUUGACGUGAACAAGAAAGACUUCUCUACAAUCGAACAUCUACUGCGAAAAGGCCACAAACAGCUUGAGACGUAUUCGUCACCGGGGAUUAGAAAUAUCAAAUGCUCAGACAAAAUGUCGUUCUACACAACAACCCUGUCUCCUGGCGACUUCCUGCCUCUCUUCCAACUCAUGGAUGACUACUGCGACACUCGUCGCCCUGCAUCACCAAAGCCAGCUCAAUCCAGCCGUGCCAAACCAUCCGCAGCCCAAUCCACUCCAGUUGCGCUUGCUCCUCGUCAACUCACUUCCUUCACACCUCGAUUUGAUGUACGAGAAUUAGAAAAAUCCUACGUUCUAGAUGGAGAGCUUCCUGGCGCUCAACAAGAAAAUAUCGAGAUUGAAUUCACCGAUCCCGAAACCAUAGUGAUUAAGGGCCAGAUUGAACGCAACUACGACGUCGCACCUCCUUCACACUCCACCACAACUGACGACAAUGACGAUGCCAUGUCUGUUCAUAGUGAUGGUGCCUCGAGCACACAUUCAAACUACCACGCACCCACCGUUGAAGAUGAGGAAGAGGAUGGAGCCGUAAAAGUCAGCGUCCAGAAGACGACAAACAACUCAGUCACCAAGCAGAAGCAACGGCCAGAGUCUGCACAAGAGCCAAAAUUCAAGUACUGGGCUUCCGAGCGCUCUAUUGGCACUUUCCAGCGAACAUUCACCUUCCCCACUCGUGUUGACCAGGACGGUGUCAAGGCGACAUUCAAGAAUGGUGUCCUCUCUGUCUUUGUGCCAAAGCAGGCCGCCCAGAAGGCUAAGCGGAUCCGCGUUGAAUAA